UUACUUUUUCAAUAAAAGUGUACUAUUUAAAAGGCGGUUAUUUAAAAAUAAACUAAAAGUUACAAUAAUAUAAACAAUAAAUAUGUUUUAAAAUGGAGACACCAGAAGAAGAAUACAUAUGCCCUAUGUGCAAAGAAGAAUUUUUAAGCAAAGCCUCACUAGAAGAACAUUACAAAGCGCAUCCUUUGCCUUGUAAUUGUGAAUGGAAUGUCACUCAGGACAUGAAGCAAAAUGAUAAAAAGAAAAAAAAUUGUAAAAUAUGUCUAGGAAUAGCAACAAAAGGCAGCAAUGUAAUUUCAAAGCAAGAUUAUUUCAUGUGCAGUGAAUGUGGCAAACAGUUCAAGUCAAGGGGAGAACUAACUCAUCACAUUAACUCAAAAUGUGGCACCAUUAAAUUGUUUACUUGCAAAGUUUGUGGUCAACAACUCAUGACAGCAGGCUCUUUGCAUAAUCACAUGCUGAGGCAUAAAGGUGAGAAGAAUUUUAUGUGCAAGUUUUGUGCAAAAUUAUUUCUCACUGCGGGACAAUUAAAAGUUCAUGAAAGGAAACACACAAAUGAGAAGGCAUUUAUAUGUAAGGUGUGUAAUAAAGGAUUUUGCCACAGGCAAAGUCUGAUAACUCACAGUUCCAUUCACACAGGUGUCAAACCAUAUCAAUGUGAGAACUGCGGCAAAUCGUUCAGUUGCGUGGGAAACUUGAUAAAGCACAGAAAAAGCCAUGCCAAAACUUGCGGAUCCAUACCGUUGAACAAUCACACAGUUAAAAAUCCUAACACCCGGAUAAAAGUUAAAAUAAACACACCUGAAACAUGUAAAUUAAGAACAAAUGGACAAAAUAAAAAUAAAUCCAGUUCCGAAUUUCAGCAAACAAAUAUUAAUGAAGAUGUGUCAUUUAAAAUUGAAGAUGCAAAACCGGAUUCGAGUAAGAAACCGGACUGUUGUUGCGCACCUAACUCACCUUGUAUUGAAUUUAUGCGGGGUAGUUAUCCCUUAGAACGUAGCAACUCUUGCUUUUUAGAGCCCAUUGAUCAAUGUCAGAGAAAAGAAUCUUACAACAACUUGAGGUCCUUUAUAAAGAAGAUAGGCGAUCAAAACGACCAAAAUGCAUCAGAGGAUUCAAAGAGAGGCAUGGGAAUAGAUGUAAACAUAAUUAAAGAUGGCUUGUUUAGUUUUGAUGACGAAAAGGACAAACCCAAAUCGAUCUUCGCCAGAAGGCAAUCCGAAACAUUCGCAAAUGAUCCGAAUUUAAUGGAUGAGAAUUUCGACGAUAUUUCCAUUCCGAGUGACAAUGAAGAAGGCACCAGUGAAUUUAAUGCAAAUAGUGAAGAACCUGAGGAAGUUGAGGAAAAUAUUUGCGGGAAUAGAAAGCGCAGACGACCAACUAAAGCUGAGACACCUAAAAAACAAGUUAAGAUAGAUGAUUUAAGUAAAAAUGUUAAUUAUAAAUGUACCCAUUGUGAGAAAGUUUUUAAGAGCAGAAGUAAUCUUCUAAAGCAUGAGUCGGCGCAUGACAAAUUAAAACAAAAUUAUUCAUGUAUAAUUUGCAAAACGUGCUUUGAUACAAAGAAAUUGUGCAAGGAACAUGAACGCAAUGAGCACGCAGACAUUUUGACAUGUCCGAAUUGUGACAAAGUCUUCGCCAACAAAGACUCCCUAAAGGCUCACCGGCAUAAUUCCCAUGAUGGUCGGCCCCGCAAAAACUACACCUACAUCUGCGAUCGUUGUGGCAAAUCCUUCCGGCAGAAAGCUCAAAUGGUUGUGCACAAAGAACGCGACUGUGCAGACGGACCGUUAUUUGCAUGUUCGGUUUGCGACAAGGUUUUCAGCAGCGUUUACACUCAAAAGGCCCAUAUGAAGGUGCAUUCCGCCGAGAAGGAGCUUCUAUGCAAAUUUUGCGGGAAGAAGUUCCGAUGGAAGGGGCAGUUGACCAUACAUGAACGUAGUCAUACAGGGGAGAAGCCUUUUAAAUGUAUGUUUUGCCCUAAGGCUUUUGCCUAUCGCGAUAGUCUGAUAACUCACAGUAGUACUCAUACAGGUAUUAAACCACAUUUUUGCAAAGGUUGUGGUUGGAGGUUUUCUUGUAUAGGUAAUUUGAUAAAACAUAAAAAUACUCACAUAAAAACUUGUGGAACUUUUUAUGAUAACUAAUUUAUAUUUAUGUAUAUUCAUAUUUAUUUUUUGUGUAUAUUUUAUUUAUGUAUAUAUUUAAUUAUAUAUUUUUACUUAUUUACAUAUUAAUUUAUGUUUUAUAUUGAAGAGUGUUACUCAAUAAAAGUUUUAUAACUGCU
Aethina tumida (small hive beetle) is the source of this 2287-nucleotide messenger RNA. Its product is annotated as zinc finger protein ZFP2. NCBI's taxonomy places the organism in Eukaryota, Metazoa, Arthropoda, Insecta, Coleoptera, Nitidulidae. The transcript has 9 exons. The coding region runs from base 93 to 2147 and encodes 684 amino acids. Gene Ontology annotation, biological process: regulation of transcription by RNA polymerase II. Gene Ontology annotation, cellular component: nucleus. The record is from RefSeq and is a predicted model, not a curated record. Gene Ontology annotation, molecular function: RNA polymerase II transcription regulatory region sequence-specific DNA binding; DNA-binding transcription factor activity, RNA polymerase II-specific.